This is a messenger RNA of Panthera uncia (snow leopard), 4249 nucleotides long. RefSeq names its product neuraminidase 1 (gene NEU1). Bases 6 to 1259 code for a protein of 417 amino acids. Gene Ontology annotation, molecular function: exo-alpha-sialidase activity. Gene Ontology annotation, cellular component: lysosome; cytoplasm; membrane. The record is from RefSeq and is a predicted model, not a curated record. Gene Ontology annotation, biological process: oligosaccharide catabolic process; ganglioside catabolic process. Lineage: Eukaryota; Metazoa; Chordata; Mammalia; Carnivora; Felidae. The transcript has 6 exons.
GAGAGAUGAUGGCGGAUCGAGCCGGACAAGUGCUCCUGGGCAGACCCGGGGACCCGCGGAUGCCGGGGUUCUGGGGAGGCUGUAGAGUUCAGGUAUUGGCCACGAUCAUCUUCCUGCUGCUUUUGUCUCUGGCAGAAUCUGGCGCUAGGGCAAAGAAUGACUUCAGCCUGGUUCAGCCGCUGGUGACCAUGGAGCAGCUGCUGUGGGUAAGCGGGAGGCAGAUCGGUUCUGUGCACACCUUCCGAAUUCCGCUCAUCACAACCACUCCUCAGGGCACUCUCCUUGCCUUUGCUGAGGCCAGAAAAAUGUCCACAUCGGAUGAGGGGGCCAAGUUCAUUGCUCUUCGUAGGUCCUUGGACCAAGGCAGCACAUGGUCUCCUACAGCCUUCAUUGUAGAUGAUGGGGACACCCCGGAUGGGCUGAACCUGGGGGCAGUGGUGAACGAUAUGGAGACAGGAGUGGUGUUUCUUUUCUAUUCCCUCUGUGCUCACAAGGCUGGCUGCCAGGUGGCCUCCACUAUGUUGGUGUGGAGCAAAGAUGAUGGUGUUUCCUGGAGCCCUCCCCGGAACCUCUCCUUGGAUAUUGGCACCGAGAUGUUUGCCCCCGGACCAGGCUCAGGCAUUCAGAAACAGCGGGAGCCGCGGAAGGGCCGCCUCAUCGUGUGUGGCCAUGGGACACUGGAGCGGGAUGGGGUCUUCUGCCUCCUCAGUGAUGAUCACGGUGCCACCUGGCGCUAUGGCAGUGGGGUCAGCGGCAUCCCCUAUGGCCAGCCCAAGCGGGAAAACGAUUUCAACCCUGAUGAGUGCCAGCCCUAUGAGCUCCCAGAUGGCUCAGUCGUCAUCAACGCCCGGAACCAGAACAACUACCACUGCCAUUGCCGAAUUGUCCUCCGCAGCUACGAUGCCUGUGAUACCAUACGGCCUCGCGAUGUGACCUUCGACCCUGAGCUUGUGGACCCUGUGGUAGCUGCAGGAGCUGUAGCCACCAGCUCCGGCAUUGUCUUCUUCUCCAAUCCAGCCCAUCCAGAGUUCCGAGUGAACCUGACCCUGCGUUGGAGUUUCAGCAAUGGUACAUCAUGGCGGAAAGAGACAGUCCAGCUGUGGCCAGGCCCCAGUGGCUACUCCUCACUGGCAGCCCUGGAGGGCAACGUAGGCGGGAAGGACCAGGCCCCCCAGCUCUACGUCCUGUAUGAGAAAGGCCGGAAUCAGUACACCGAGAGCAUCUCCCUGGCCAAAGUCAGCGUGUAUGGGACACUCUGAGCUGUACACCUGCCACCAGGGUAGAAGGCCCUGGACUCAGCCUUCAGAACCAUGGGCCCGUAGCGGGUCUGCUAGAGGUGCCUAAAAGACAGUUCCACCUGCCUGUAGACUGUAGCCUUUUGCAAAAUCGAUUUCUCUUUGACAGGGAAGUCACUCUUUUAGGACUACAAGCCUGGCUUGUUCCAUACAGGGUGUCCUGCCCUCACUUGGGAGCACAUCCCUUCCACAUCAUUGCUGGCUCUGGCCCCCUACCCCCUUUUGCCUUCCUAGGGCAGUGAUUGGUCCUUUUUUUAGGCGGGGUUAGGUAGGCCUGUGGAAUUGAAUAUAUUUGGACUCAGGGAAUUGGGGAAGGCUGAGCUUCCUCUUUAGGGUAAGAUACUGGCUAUGGAGCAGGUUGGUGAAAGUACUGUAAGGGCAAUAUUUGGAUUCAGGGUAAAGAACUAGGUGCGCCACCCACCUAGACUAUUUAUAAAUUGAACUAUUUGUAACUUAACAUUUUUAAUGAAGGAGAGUGAGCACUUGUAAUGUCUCUGUGGUUCUGUCCAUGCAGAUGCGUGUUCUUCACGUACCCUUGUAAGAGGCUGGGAAUGAGCUCUGUGGAAGAAGCUGCUGUUGCCCAUGAAAGUCGCAGCACUUUGGCGGUUAAAUCCUCUUUUCCCUUUCACAUCUUCCUCAUCACAGAAAAACAGAUUCAUCUUCAUAGGUGUCAUGAGGAGUAGCAGGGGGAGCCCCAUGAGAUAUUAAGCAAUCUGCUCUGUUUUAUAUCUGAGAUGGAGUGGGAUACUGUCUUCCAUCAAGCCAGGGGCAGGUGUGUGAAAUGCAGAUGGAAAGCCUUUCCCAGGCCAGCCCAGCCCAGCAGAGAAAUAAGCAGUGUGACAAUUUACCUGAGAAAAUAGCACCAUCCUAAGGCAGAUGCUAUUAAAAGAACACAUGAGUGGAAGAGCCAUGCCUUUACUCCAUGUGGAAAGAAAAUACAAUGCCUACAUAAGCUUUGGUGGUCUGAAUCUCAAAGACUCGGGGCGCUGGGUGGGUCAAUUGGUUAAGCAUCCUGACUCUUGGUUUCAGCUCAGGUCAUGAUCUCACGGUUCAUGAGUUCAAGCCCCACAUUGGGCUCUGUGCUGACAAUGUGGAGCCUGCCUGGGAUUCUUCUCUCCUCUGUUUCCUUUCCUUUCCUGCUCAUGUUCUCUCUCUCUCUCUCUCUCAAAAAAAAAAAAAAAAAAACUCCCUUUUCCUCUACCCCUCCCCCUGCUCCGUCAAUAAAAAUUUUAAAAAAUGAGGGGCGCCUGGGUGGCUCAGUCGGUUAAGCGUCCGACUUCGGCUCAGGUCACGAUCUCGCGGUAUGUGAGUUUGAGCCCCGCGUCGGGCUCUGUGCUGACUGCUCAGAGCCUGGAGCCUGUUUCAGAUUCUGUGUCUCCCUCUCUCUCUGACCCUCCCCCGUUCAUGCUCUGUCUCUCUUUGUCUCAAAAAUAAAUAAAUGUUAAAAAAAAAAAAUUUUUUUUUAAAUUUUUAAAAAAUGAAAGAAUGUCAAAGACUGAGGAAUAAGGGUCACAUUGACAUACAGUUGCAGUUUAUUUUACUUUCAACUUCCUUCUCUAAGAAAUGUUAGGAUAAUUCAUUCCAUCAGAAAAAGUGAAAAAAUGGAAUAAUCUCACUGUAUAUGAGGAUAUGGUGUAAUUUAAUUUUGUUAUAUUUUAUCCAGAAUUUGUGGUCAAUAAUGUAAUACUUUAAUUUUUUGACUUACAGACAUUUGUGAAAACAAAGGUAGAGAAAAUGGGUUAAUGAACCCCGUGUACACCCUAUGUAUCCAACGUUUGCUUCUUAUUUUUUCUUUUUCACUUUGAUUUUUUUUUUUUUUGAGAGAGAGAGAGAGAGAGGUAGGAAGAAAAAUCCCAAGCCAGCUUUGCACUGUUAACACCGAGCCUGACGCAGAGCUUGAUUCCACAAACUGUGAGAUCAUGACCUGAGCCAAAACCAAGAGUUAAAUGCUUAACCAAUUGAGCCACCCAGGCACCCCUCUUUGUUGAAAUACUUUGAAGCAAAUAUCAGACCUUGUGACAUUCAUCCCUACCUUUUUUCCUUUUUUUUUUUUUUUUUCUUUUUAAGAGCGAAAGUUCAUGCACAAGAGCAGGGGAGGGGGCAGAGGGAGAGACAGAAUCUUAAGCAGGCUCCACAUUCAGCAAGGAGCCCAACAAGGAUCCCACGACCUUGAAAUAUAAGCGGAGCUGAAAUCGAGUCAAACACUCAAUAAACUGAGCCACCCAGGUGCCUCCACCCUUACAUUCUUGAGUGUGCAUCUCACCCUUUAAAAUGGAACAUUUUAUUAUGUAACCAUAAUGCCAUUGCACACCCAUAACAUUAACUCUGGUAUUAUCUAAUACCCAGUCAACGUGCAAAUUUCAUCAAAUGUCUCAAUGUCUUAUUUAUAGUUGAUUUGUUCAAAUCAGGAUCCAGGGGUGCCUGGGUGGCUCAGUCAGUUGAGCAGCUGAUUUCAGCUCAGGUCAUGAUCUCACAGUUUGUGAGUUCCAGUCCCGCAUAGGGCUCUAUGCUGACAGUUUGGAGCCUGGAGCCUACUUUGGGUUCUGUGUCUCCCUCUGUCUCUCUCUGCCCCUCACCUGCUUGUUCUCUCUCAAAAAAUAAAAUAAAUAAAAUAAAAUUAAAUAAAUCAGGAUCCAAAAAACCUACGUAUUUCCUUUUUUUUUUUUUUUUAAAGUUUAUUUAUUUAUGUUUAGGAGCGAGAGAGGCUCUGCAUCGCCAGUGCAGAGUCGGAUGCGGGGCUCAACCCACAAACCAUGAGAUCAUGAGCUGAAAUCGAGAAUUGGAUGCUUAACCGACUGAGCCACUCAGGCACCCUGAAACCCUGUACAUUUUAUUUUGAUGUGUCUUAAACCUAGGUUGAUCAAUAGUCCCACCUCUCCUCUUUGUUUUUCUUGAUAACACCUAUGCAGAAAUAAAGGCAUUCGUCCUAUAGAACUUUCCACUCUGAUUUGUCA